Molecule: messenger RNA, 1767 nt
Organism: Psammomys obesus (fat sand rat)
Lineage: Eukaryota; Metazoa; Chordata; Mammalia; Rodentia; Muridae
Gene: Pus1
Product: pseudouridine synthase 1
Exons: 6
Coding region: 242-1513 (423 amino acids)
Biological process (GO): mRNA pseudouridine synthesis; tRNA pseudouridine synthesis
Cellular component (GO): nucleus
Molecular function (GO): RNA binding; pseudouridine synthase activity
Source: RefSeq, a predicted model, not a curated record
GCUUCGGGGGCCCGCGGCGCUGUGAGUGGGUCCGGCGGGACAUUCCUGCCUCCGCACGCGUGCACAGUGCGCGCUCUCUGGGAAGGGGGACCAGGGGCUUCGGGGUCACAGGUCAGCGUAUGAUCAGGGGCCCCCUAGGGCCGGAGCCAGGAAUUCAGGAAGACAGGGUAGGGGUGUCGGAGGUGCACAGUUCCCCCGGCGUCCGUGAGGUCCAGGGUCAGCGCCCGCCACCCCGCAGCGCAUGGCCUUUCCCCGCCUGUGGGCCGCAGUGCUGAGAGCCUGGGGACGGUGGACGGCGUGCCCAGGACCGCGCAUGCCCGGCCUGCCCCCUAUGGCUGGAAAACAGGUACCACCAGCGCUGGCUUCACACCAACAGGACUGGAAGGUCCGAGGUGGCUGGGUCUGGGAGGAGACGGAGCAUCCUUCCAAGAGGGUCAAGGGCGAUGAGGAUGAAGAGCGACCACGCAAGCUGCCAAAGCGCAAAAUUGUCCUGCUCGUGGCCUAUUCGGGCAAGGGCUACUACGGCAUGCAGAGGAAUCUGGGGUCUUCUCAGUUCAGGACCAUCGAAGACGACUUAGUAUCUGCCCUAGUCCAGGCAGGUUGUAUCCCUGAAAACCAUGGCACAGAUAUGAAGAAGAUGUCCUUCCAGCGAUGUUCUCGCACAGACAAGGGUGUGUCUGCAGCUGGGCAGGUAGUAUCCCUAAAGGUGAGGCUAAUUGAUGACAUUCUGGAAAAGAUCAACAGCCACCUUCCAUCCCACAUUAGGAUUCUGGGAUUGAAGAGGGUCACAGGCGGGUUCAACUCCAAGAACAAGUGUGAUGCCAGGACCUACUGCUACAUGCUGCCUACCUUUGCUUUUGCUCACAAAGACCGGGAUGUACAGGAUGAGAGCUAUCGCCUGAGCGCAGAGACCCUGCAGCAGGUCAACCGGCUUCUGGCCUGCUACAAAGGCACCCAUAACUUCCACAACUUCACCUCGCAGAAGGGGCCGAGAGAACCCAGUGCACGCCGCUAUAUUCUGGAGAUGUACUGCGAGGAGCCCUUUGUACGUGAGGGCCUGGAGUUUGCUGUGAUCAAGGUGAAGGGCCAGAGCUUCAUGCUGCACCAGAUCCGGAAGAUGGUUGGCCUGGUGGUCGCCAUUGUGAAGGGUUAUGCCCCUGAGAGUGUGCUGGAGCGCAGCUGGGGUGAGGAGAAGGUGCAUGUACCCAUGGCACCUGGGCUUGGCUUGAUCCUGGAGAGGGUGCACUUCGAGAAGUACAAUCAGCGCUUUGGUGGUGACGGGCUGCAUGAGCCCCUGGACUGGACGCAGGAGGAAGGGAAGGUGGCUGCUUUCAAGGAGCAAUGCAUCUACCCCACCAUUGUCAGCACUGAGAGGGAUGAGCGCUCCAUGGCCCAGUGGCUCAGCACUCUGCCUCUCCACAACUUCAGUGACACGGAACUUGGACCAGCUGGCACAGGUGCCGAGGUGCCCAGUUCCUUGGAGGGCAGUGAAGGAGAUGGAGACACUGACUGAAACUACAGAUGUUGGCACUGCUGUGAGUGCUGAGGCUGUAAUGUACGCACCCGCCUGUCAGCCCGGACGGGGGCCAGGAAUUCUGGGGCCAGCUUGUGGAUGUAGCCUGGCUUCUUCACCUCAGGGUAUUAAAUUCUUAUCCCAGGAAUCAGCUGCCUCUUUUUAGCCCACGCACUGUGUGAAUACACCUUAGCAUGAAAGGACACUUUUCUAAAAAAAAAAAAAAAAAAAUUAAAUAUGUUUGGCUUAGUGAA